AUGGUCAAGCUUCAAACCAUCCAGGCCCACAAUGCUGCUCUCAACUCCAAAUUCCCAAGCCUUGUUGCAGUCUUUGUUGGCGGUACCUCUGGUAUAGCUCUUUCCACCGCGCUCGCGCUCGCUCGUCACACGCAGUCGCCCAACAUCUACCUUGUCGGCCGCAGCCAACCAGCCGCGGAUGCGGCCAUUGCCACCAUGAAGAGCAUCAACCCCUCUGCCCGAGCUACCUUUGUCCAAUCCGACAUUUCUAUUCUUCGAAACGUCGACACUGUAUGCGAAACCAUUGCGCAAAAGGAAAAGAAGCUGAACCUGUUAUUCAUGACACCUGGAUACAUGACGCUCAAGGGCUGGGACGAGACCGCAGACGGCCUGGACCGCAAAUUUGUUCUGCACUUUUACGCGCGAAUGCGCUUCGUAGUCAACCUGCUCCCCCUCCUGACCGCGGCCGCGCAGGAUACCGACGCGACAGCGAGGCUCUCCCGCGUCGUUUCCGUGCUGGAUCCGCACGUGUCCGUCCGCGCCGGCGGUGCUGGCAAACUAGACUUUUCCGACCUCAGCCUCAAAAACUCCUUUACCCUCAAUAAGUGCGGUGCCCACGCCAGCUUGAUGGGCGACUUCUUCCUCGAAGGCAUGGCGCAGCGGCACCCGCAGACUUCCUUUGUGCAUGCAUACCCGUCGGGUGUCAAUACGGGCCUGCUGCGGGAGCUGCCAGCCGGGCGCGUGGUCUCGGCCGUACUGGGCACCAUACUGAGCCCCUUUAUGGUACCGAUAGAAGAGAGCGGUGAGAGACAUUUAUUUGCAGCGACGACGGACAGGUUUCCACCGAAAGCUGCAGGAAGCGCGACGCAGCAAGGCGAUGUCGCGGUCGGGAGCAACGGUGUUAAAGGAAGCGGUUGCUACUGGUCGAACUGGGACGGAGAGGUUUUCCCCGAGAACAAGAAGCUGAGUAGAACAAGGGAGGAGGGUGCCGUGGACAAGGUCAUUCAGCACACGGAAGAGGUCUACGCCCGGUGUACGGGAAGCUGA
Messenger RNA from Beauveria bassiana ARSEF 2860, 1026 nucleotides. Its product is annotated as short-chain dehydrogenase/reductase. Gene Ontology annotation, biological process: secondary metabolic process. The coding region runs from base 1 to 1026 and encodes 341 amino acids. NCBI's taxonomy places the organism in Eukaryota, Fungi, Ascomycota, Sordariomycetes, Hypocreales, Cordycipitaceae. The record is from RefSeq and is a predicted model, not a curated record. The transcript has 2 exons.